This is a messenger RNA of Colias croceus (clouded yellow), 1726 nucleotides long. RefSeq names its product microfibrillar-associated protein 1 (gene Mfap1). The transcript has 9 exons. Gene Ontology annotation, molecular function: RNA binding. Gene Ontology annotation, biological process: mRNA splicing, via spliceosome. NCBI's taxonomy places the organism in Eukaryota, Metazoa, Arthropoda, Insecta, Lepidoptera, Pieridae. Bases 211 to 1533 code for a protein of 440 amino acids. Gene Ontology annotation, cellular component: U2-type spliceosomal complex. The record is from RefSeq and is a predicted model, not a curated record.
GUCAUUUAUAUUUUGUAAUUUGUAAGCGAUGGCUAUGCGCGAUUUCUAAUGCAAAUCUCCUUGAUUUCUUUAAAUUUUUCUAAUAAUAUAUGUUUCUAUUGGUGUUAAAUAAAAUGUUACUUGCCUUGGUUUAAAAAUAUUUAUCCAGUAUCGCUUUUUGUUAUUCAUAAGACUCAUUCACAUAGUAUUGUUUGUCAUUAAAUCGUAACCAUGAAUGUGCUACCUGCCCAACCGAUUGGUAUUCAAAGUACUGCUGGUGCUGUUCCUGUUCGAAAUGAAAAAGGUGAAAUAUCUAUGCAAAAGGUGAAAGUACAAAGAUAUAUAUCAGGAAAAAAGCCAGACUAUGCUCAAGGAGUAUCAUCGUCUGAAGAAUCAGAUGCUGAAGACUUUAUAGAACAACAAAGACCAGAGAGAAGGCAUGUUAUUGCACCUGUUAUUGGAAAAGAUGACCACAGUGAUUCAGAGCAAGAAGUCGAUGAUCCUCGGUUACGCCGUCUCCGUAUGGCGGUGCAGUCGCCGCCGCGACGUUCGGAGCACAAACCGGAGAUCAUUGACGCAGAGCCUGAUGAGCCUGAACCAGAAUCUAGUGAAGAUGAGGCACGACACAGUUCAGAGAGUGAGGACGAACUGGACGAAGAAGAGAUUGAGCGACGCAGACAGGCUGUUAAAGCUAAAUUGGCUGCAAGGGAGGCAGAAAAAGAGGUUUUAGGGCGGGAUGAUGAGGAAGAAAUGCUGGAUGGUGAUAAGGAAGAGAGUGGUUCAUCUGACACAGAUUAUACUGACAGUGAAGAGGAAACAGGUCCAAGAGUAAAGCCAGUAUUUGUGAGAGCAUCAGAAAGGAUGACAGUAGCGGAACGGGAAAGGAAAGUGAAACAACAGAAGAAGGAGGAAGUGGAAGCUAGAAGGGAGAAGGAGGAGAGGAGACGGGAGGCGUUGAAACUCGUCGAGGAAACUAUACGCGCGGAACAGAGGAAUACUCAGGCGGAACAAAAAGAAGCAAACAUAAACGACGUGUGCACGGACGACGAGAACGACGAGCUGGAGUACGAGGCGUGGAAGCUGCGCGAGAUGAAGAGGAUCAAACGGGACAAGGAGGAGCGGGAGGCCGUUGAGAAGGAGUGGCUCCAAACGGAGCGUCUCCGCAACAUGACGGACGACGAGCGGCGCGUGGAGCAGCGCCUCAACCCCAAGCUCGUCACCAACAAGCCCGUCAAGGGCAAGUACAAGUUCCUGCAGAAGUACUACCACAGAGGUGCAUUUUAUUUGGACAAAGAGGAAGACGUAUUCAAACAAGAUUUCUCUGGAGCGACGUUGGACGAUCACUUUGAUAAGACUGUUUUACCAAAGGUGAUGCAAGUUAAGAAAUUCGGUCGUUCCGGUCGCACGAAAUACACGCACUUAGUAGAUCAAGAUACAACGGAGUUCGAUUCCGCGUGGAACAAUGAAAGUUCAGCCGCGCGAUUAUCUAACUUUAGAGGGGGCAUGAAACAGGUGUUCGAAAAACCAUCCGCGAAGAGGAAACACGCUGUAUAAGAAGAAAGUUAUUACAAUAAGAAAAGAAGAGUUGUGGAAAAGGAACACCUGUAUACACAAUGAAUAAGAGAUAAAGAGGGUAAUGGAAAAGGAACACCCUGUAUACAGACUGAUGAUAUAGGGAAAUUUGUAAGGAGGAUAAAAUAAAAUGCAGAAGAAUGUUAACAAUGAAGUUGGCAAGGAAAUAACAGUG